Messenger RNA from Cutaneotrichosporon oleaginosum, 852 nucleotides. RefSeq lists its product as uncharacterized. The record is from RefSeq and is a predicted model, not a curated record. Lineage: Eukaryota; Fungi; Basidiomycota; Tremellomycetes; Trichosporonales; Trichosporonaceae. Gene Ontology annotation, molecular function: catalytic activity.
AUGACCUUCCCCGACGCAGCUGCCAUAGCUGACCGCCGCCGCCGCUUCCGCGCACUGCACGAGCGCGGCUGCUUCAUCAUCCCGAACCCCUGGGACGCAGGCAGCGCGCGCUAUCUCGCGAGCGCAGGUUUCCAAGCUGUGGCCUCAACAUCCUCCGGCUUCGCAUGGACGCGGAGCGCCGAAGACAGCGCGCUGACGCUGGACGAGACACUAGCGCACCUGCGCGACCUCGUGUCUGCCUCGCACUUGCCCGUGAACGCGGACUUUGUCGACGGGUUCGGCGCGACGCCAGACGACGUCGUCGCGAGCGUGGCGCGCGCAAUCGAGACGGGCGUCGCAGGCCUGUCUAUCGAGGACGCGUACUCGGCGCCCGCGGAGCGCGGGGCGCACGCCGAGCCGCUCCGCCCCGUCGCGGAAGCAGCGGCGCGCGUAGCCGCCGCCCGCAGAGCCAUCGAUGCGUCGGGGCACGACGUGGUUCUCGUCGGGCGCGCGGAGAACUUCAUCGCCGGCCGCCCCGAUAUCGAGGACACGAUCGUGCGCCUCAAGGCUUACGCUGACGCCGGCGCUGAUUGCCUGUACGCGCCAGGCAUCGCUACGCCCGAGCAUAUUGCCGCGGUCGUGGCGGCUGUCGCGCCCAAACCUGUCAACCUCCUCGUUGGGGGUGCGUCGCAGUUCAGCCUCGCGGAGAUCGAGAAGAUGGGCGUGCGGCGCGUAAGUGUUGGCGGUGCGCUGGCCCGCGUCGCAUGGGGCGCAGUUAUGCGCGCGACGAGCGCGCUCGCGGAGGGCGACUUUAGCGCUCUGGGGGACGCGGCGAGUGGGGCCGCUCUGAACGAGAUCAUGCGUGGGUCGUGA